Meleagris gallopavo (turkey) is the source of this 2986-nucleotide messenger RNA. NCBI's taxonomy places the organism in Eukaryota, Metazoa, Chordata, Aves, Galliformes, Phasianidae. The record is from RefSeq and is a predicted model, not a curated record.
GCAAUGCUCUCUAUGACCAACAUGAGGUUCAUCCUCCUGCCAUGUCUUUGGGAACCCCAUAAUCAGAGCUGUCCAUGUUGCAAUUCACCAAAUCUUGGAUGGGAGGGGUAUGCAUCGUUCCACUGAUUACUGCAGAAGCCGAGGCCUGCAGAGUUGCAGCACCCAAUUCCCAUCCAAGCACGAUGCCGGUGCACUACAUGACCUACAAAGGCAUUAAAUUCCCUCCUGCCUACAACUCCAUGCACAGCUUGAGUUUUGCCCACAACGAGUUCCUGGUGCGGGACGACGACGUCUUCAACAUCACCUACCCUAAAUCUGGCACCGUGUGGAUGACUGAGAUCCUGAGCCUCAUUCGCAGCCAUGGCCACCCCAGCUGGAACCAAAGUGUCCUCAAUUCUGACCGCAUGCCUUGGUUCUCAACCCGCCUGGGUCUGGAGGCAGCCCUCAGCUACCCCUCACCUCGCCUGCUGACCUGCCACCUCCCCAGGCACAUCUUCCCCAAGUCUUUCUCCCAUUCCACUGCCAAGGUUAUCUACACCCUACGGGAUCCUCGAGAUGUUGUUGUCUCCUACUUCUACUUCUGCCAGAUGUGCAACAGCUAUGAGGACCCCGUGUCCUUUGAGCAGUUCUUGAUGGACUUUCUCAGUGGAGAGUGUAAGUGUGGUUCAGUGUCUCCAGAGUCGGAGGAACUCCGCCUGGUCAGUGACCAUGGCCGCUGUGCUGGGCGAGUGGAGGUGCUCCACAAUGGGAUAUGGGGGACGGUGUGUGGUGACAACUGGGAUGCCCAUGAUGGCCAGGUUGUGUGCCGGCAGCUAAGCUGUGGAACAUUGCUGUCGGUCUCACGAGGGGCUCGGCACGGAGAAGGAACAGGACCGAUCUGGUUGGAUGAUGUCAACUGCACAGGGACAGAAGCUGCCCUUUCCGAAUGCCAGGCCAGGCCGUGGGGACAUCACAAUUGUGUCCACAUGGAGGAUGCCAGCGUGGAGUGCUCAGAAUCCCACAUCUCCAAGAUCGGUCGGCUCCAGCUGCUCGAUGGUCCCAGCCGCUGCGCGGGAAGAGUGGAGGUGCUCCAUGACCAAAGAUGGGGCACCAUCUGUGAUGAUGGCUGGGAUCUGGCUGAUGCUAAUGUGGUGUGCCGGCAACUGGGCUGCGGAACAGCAGUGCUGGCCACUAAAGCGGCUCACUAUGGGAGAGGCCAAGACACCAUCUGGUUGGAUGAGGUGAACUGCACUGGUACGGAGGAAUCCAUCUUUGACUGCGAGGCAAGUGCAUGGGGAGUCAACAACUGCUACCAUGGAGAGGAUGCUGGAGUGCUAUGUUCAGAUUCAGGGGUUUCUAUUUCAAUGGAGCUUCGCCUGGUCAACGGUUCAACUCGCUGCAAUGGCAGGGUUGAGGUCUUUCACAACGACACCUGGGCAGCUUUGUGUGACGACGGCUGGGGGAUGUCUGAGGCUCAAGUGGUGUGUAGGCAGCUGGGCUGUGGUGAAGCACUGUUGGCUCCUGUUGGGUCUCAUUUUGGCCAAGGAUCUGGACAGAUGUGGCCAGGCACCAUAAACUGCACAGGCUCAGAAAGUGCCCUCUUUACAUGCAAGACAAGACAAUGGAGCAACAGCACAUGUCAUCUUCGGACAUCAGCUGGUGUGGUGUGUUCAGAGGGUGACCAGAUCCGGCUGGUGAAUUACAGGAGCCGCUGUGCCGGCAGGGUCGAGAUCUUACACAACAAGCAGUGGGGAACUGUGUGUGACAAAAACUGGGAUUUGCUGGAUGCCAAUGUGGUGUGCAGGCAGCUGGGCUGUGGGAGAGCGCUGUCAGCCACUGGACAGGCUCAGUUUGGCCAAGGGUCCGGAAUCGUGUGGCUGGAUGGGGUGAAUUGCACAGGGUUUGAGUACUCACUAUCUGCCUGCUUGGCCAAGCCAUGGGGAAUCACUAAUUGUGACCACUGGGCAGAUGCUGGCGUGGUAUGCUCAGACUCGAUCAUCCCAGAGCCUGCUCAUCUCCGACUGGUGAAUGGCUCACAUCACUGUGCUGGCCAAGUUGAAGUGUUUCACGAGGAGAUGUGGGGAGCUGUGUGUGAUCACGGCUGGGAUAAAAAAGAUGCUGAGGUUGUGUGCCGGCAGCUGGGCUGCGGGACAGCGCUGUCAGCCUCAGGUGAAGCACACUUGGAUGCUGGAUCUCUGCGCGUGUGGUUGGACAAUGUGAGCUGCGAGGGAACAGAACUAUCUCUUACGAAAUGCAGAGCGAGCCCAUGGGGAAAGAGCAGCUGCAGCCGUGGAAAGCAUGCUAGUGUUGUGUGCUCAGGCUCGGUUGUUUCCAGUUUUGCCCCAGUUCGACUGGUGGACGGCCCAGGUCGCUGUGCUGGGAGACUGGAAGUGUUUCACAAAGAGCAAUGGGGAACGGUGUGUGAUGACAGCUGGGAGUUCACAGAUGCUGCAGUGGUGUGCCGGCAGCUGGACUGUGGGGCAGUAAUAUCAACUCCACCGAGGGCUUACUUUGGGCAAGGACAGGGACCCAUGUGGCUGGAUGACGUCAACUGCACAGGGACAGAAGCUGCCCUCUCUGAAUGCAAGUUCAAGGGAUGGGGUAUCCACAACUGUUAUCACCAUGAAGUUGUCAGUGUGGUGUGCUCAGGUAAACAUUGCCCAUCACACAGCAGCAAGCAUUCCUGAGGCUUGAAUUGGUGAUUCCAUGUGGUUAUAAGGGCCUGUGAUUCAAGAACAAUUUGCAGCCAGUAUGGAGACCUUUGAAAUCAAUCCCUCAUCAUUCACCUUUGGAUGGAGGACAGCACCUAUAUUCAGAUAAAGCACAAGAAAAUCAAAUGGCUAUAGCCCAUCUGUACUGGCAUCUCCACAAUGAGAUCUCUGGCAUGCUUUUGACUGAUGUUAUUUAGCACAAAUCCUGGCAGCUUCUCAUCAGUCAAAUAACCUAAACUAUGUUGAAUUUUAGUCCAAUCAAGCCACCUCUAAACAAGACUUGGGCAUCAACUCCU